CUCUGAAUUAUGAAUGCCGGAUUAAUUUGCAGUUGGAAAUGAAGCUAGAACCGUCCCACCGCAUUGGAGUGUUACUGGAACUCAUCUCGCACAUGCUACAUAAGCAGCAAAUGCCAAACAUGACAGUCUCAGUGCCCCUGGCUCAGAUCCCAGCCGAUGAGCUACAAGCUUUGUUUUGCGCACACUACGUCUCUCGGAAGCUCAAGAGGGUGUCCCAGGAUCUGAAGCAACUUGGAAGCCAAGAAUUCCAAGACAAAAUGCAAUAUGACCAGUACCUAACACAGUUACAAAACGUCCUACACAUUCUGGACAAGUCAGUUCCUCCAUUGCCUAUUCAAAGGACAUCACAAAAGCAACAUACGCCAAAAAAGAGGCGACUGCCCUGGUGGUUCCUUUUCAUUGGCUGGGCCUUGCUACUGUCUAUCAGUGCUGUGUCUACCUACUUCACCAUGAUGUAUGGGUUCCAAUAUGGAAGGGAGAGCUCCAUCCGAUGGAUCAUCUCCAUGGCAUUGUCACUUUUCCAGAGUAUCUUCAUUUUGCAGCCUCUCAAGGUGAUUGGCUUUGCUGUAUUCUUUGCUUUGGUGUUGAAGAAGGUGGAUGAAGAGGAAGAAGAGGACUUGCUGGAUGGAGACCUGCUAGUAACUGAUGAGACGUGUGAUGAAACAACACUGUGAUUGGUUCCCUCAUUCUGAACACUAUCAUAAACUCCUCCAGCUGAUCAUAACACCCAGCCCUCGGUUCAACAUUAAUAAAGACCAGCUUCUUUUUGUGGGACGCAGGACAUGAAGUAUCAUUCUUCCUGUAGUAAAAAGUUUUAGAGAGUAUGUAUAUGAACACUACAUG
Messenger RNA from Spea bombifrons (plains spadefoot toad), 843 nucleotides. RefSeq names its product polycystic kidney disease protein 1-like 2. Lineage: Eukaryota; Metazoa; Chordata; Amphibia; Anura; Pelobatidae. The record is from RefSeq and is a predicted model, not a curated record. The transcript is spliced from 5 exons. Gene Ontology annotation, biological process: detection of mechanical stimulus. Gene Ontology annotation, molecular function: calcium channel activity. Gene Ontology annotation, cellular component: membrane. Bases 39 to 674 code for a protein of 211 amino acids.